GCUCUCUCGUGGUCUCUCCAAGCUCGAGCUUUCGCUCUGGUUUCUUGUUGCUUUUCUCCAUCUUGAUUUCUCUAGAUCUUGGUGAAUCUUUCUGGUGUUGGAGAUCCGAAGGCCGAGUUCAAUCUCUCUCUGAAUUCUUCUACUUGGUUAGGGUUUCAGUUUUCAGUUUGAAUUUCGGGAUUGGCAGCACGAGGCCUUCUUCAAGACUUCAUCUUGGCCUCAUGGCACUCCGUCGUGUUCUCCAGAGGAGCUUAAUGGACCGGAUCUUUUCUUGGGUCUUCCCAUCUACUGAACUAGUUAUUGCCUCUGAUACUUCACUUGAACCUAUCAAAGCCACGUUGUUCCCCGGUGAUGGAAUUGGACCUGAGAUUGCUGAAUCUGUCAAGCAGGUCUUCAGAGCAGCUGAAGUGCCCAUUGAAUGGGAGGAGCAUUUUGUGGCAGAUGAAGUGGAUCCAAGAACGGGGAGUUUACUGACGUGGGAAAGUUUGGAAUCAGUUCGAAGAAAUCGUGUUGGCUUAAAGGGUCCAAUGGCUACACCUAUUGGUAAAGGUCAUAGGUCCUUGAACCUUACACUAAGAAAAGAACUAGGGUUAUAUGCUAAUGUCCGACCUUGCCUUAACCUUCCUGGAUACAAAACCCGAUAUGACAAUGUAAAUCUUGUCACUAUCCGAGAGAACACAGAAGGAGAGUACAGUGGAUUAGAACACCAGGUGGUGCGAGGUGUUGUAGAGAGUCUUAAGAUCAUCACCCGUCAAGCGAGUUUAAGGGUGGCAGAGUACGCUUUUCACUAUGCCAAGAUGAAUGGACGACAAAGAGUGUCUUCCAUACAUAAAGCCAACAUUAUGAGGAAAACCGAUGGCCUCUUUCUCAAGUGUUGCCGUGAGGUUGCAGAGAAGUAUCCUGAUAUCACUUAUGAGGAAGUCAUUAUCGACAACUGCUGCAUGAUGCUAGUCAAAAAUCCUUCGCUUUUUGAUGUAUUGGUGAUGCCUAAUCUUUAUGGUGACAUAAUAAGUGACCUUUGUGCUGGUUUGAUAGGGGGAUUGGGUUUAACACCUAGUUGCAACAUCGGUGAAGGUGGCAUUAUUCUUGCAGAAGCUGUGCAUGGUUCUGCCCCUGAUAUUGCUGGCAAGAACCUUGCAAAUCCAACAGCAUUCCUGCUAAGUUCUGUCAUGAUGUUGCGCCAUUUGAACCUCAAUGACAAAGCCGACCGAAUCCACAAUGCUAUUCUUAGCACUAUUUCUGAAGGGCAAUACCGAACAGCUGAUCUCGGCGGCACUGCUUCCACAACCGAUUUUGCAAAGGCGAUCUGUGAUCAUCUAUGAGACGCUUGUCUUCCUUUUUCCACCAUGUCAUAAGAACUUUUUGCUUGACCGGGCCACAGCAUUGCUUGCGUCAAUUGUAAUAAUUUCCUUUAUUUGAUUAUAGUUCGACCUUGUGUUGUUGAAGAAAUUUGUAAUAAUCGAUGUAAAUUGGACAUGUAAACUGUAAAUAUUUUUUUAGCUCCCCACCUUGUUUUAAUGUCUUGGGGGCAUUAUGUGA
Messenger RNA from Dioscorea cayenensis subsp. rotundata (Guinea yam), 1539 nucleotides. RefSeq names its product isocitrate dehydrogenase [NAD] catalytic subunit 5, mitochondrial-like. Bases 222 to 1322 code for a protein of 366 amino acids. NCBI's taxonomy places the organism in Eukaryota, Viridiplantae, Streptophyta, Magnoliopsida, Dioscoreales, Dioscoreaceae. Gene Ontology annotation, molecular function: magnesium ion binding; isocitrate dehydrogenase (NAD+) activity; NAD binding. The transcript has 8 exons. Gene Ontology annotation, biological process: tricarboxylic acid cycle; isocitrate metabolic process. The record is from RefSeq and is a predicted model, not a curated record. Gene Ontology annotation, cellular component: mitochondrion.